GUUUAGUGUAGAGUGUCGUGUUAAAAAUAUAGACGACAGACACACUACUAACUGCAACAAAGCCAAUAAUAAUACAAAUACAAAAAUAACAAUUGUCAUUACAAGUGUUAACUGUUUAUUAUCAUAAAAAAGGUGGCACAUUGAUACAAUAAAUAAUAUCGGAUUUUUAAAUUUAAAUGAAUCUUGUUUAAAUAAUCACCUCAAUACCUAAAACGAGCAAUACAAGGAAAAUGGCUGAUGAACAUAAACCGCAAGCUGGUGCUACAGGCACUUUAUCAACAAAAACACUGUACGAAUUAAGUGUUUGUCAAGUUGCUGAUAGAUUUACAAAAUUAAAAAAAUAUCUCACUUGUUUAACCGACAAUAUUCUCUUUGACGUAUACUACGAGUUGUAUAAGAAAAAAAAAUUAUGUUUGCUGGGAGCCGAGUUCAGCGAUUUGGAUAUUUUUUCAAAGAUGCUGAGAGUAAGAAACAGGAGAAUUCAUUUAUUUCAACUGUUUCAGGCACUGAUGGACCACGGAACAAAAAUCGACAACGAACUUGCGAUAAGUUACAAUGUAUGUUGUUCAAGGAUAAGAAACAAAUUAAAUGGCCAAGCAAAUAUCAUAGACCUUGGACUCAGACUCGGGAGCUUUCUGAGUGACGCUGGAUGGUACGCGGAAAGUACAAAAGUUUUAUUAAUGUGCAGAGAUUUAUGUAUCACAGAGAGCGAGACCGCUGAAAACUGGUGCCGUACAUUAGACUGCUGUCACAAAUUACUACGUGCCCAGGCGGCUUACUGUGCAUUCAAAGACGCUAAGGAGACACACGAGCUGGCAUUAAGUACAGUUGAGAAGUUACAGUACGCCGGGUACGAAGAUUGCAAUCAUGCUGCACUUUACGCUGAAUUCAGUGUGUUAUUUUUUAUGAGAAGUGAAUAUGAUCAGGCUUACAGAUGGAGUCUCGCGGCAUUGAAAGAAUUAAAGCCAACAUUACCGCCACGUAUUACAAUAGACGUAUUACGUCAGGCCGCUAAAUCAUGCGUUGUUAAACGUGAAUUUAAAAAGGCCGGUUUGUUAAUACGUCAAGCCGUCUAUCUGUCAAGGGAAGUAUUUGACAAAAAUCACCCCAAGUUCUGUGAUGUUCUUAUAGAUUACGGUUUUCAUUUACUAAAUUUUGACAGCAUUGUAAAUAGCGUAUCAAUAUACGAGAACGCUUUGUCAAUAAGAAAAGAAAUAUUUGGCCGUACUAAUUUACAUGUCGCUAUUGCUCACGAGGAUUUGGCCUACGCUCUGUACGUGCGCGAGUACAGUUCAGGCAGAUUCACAGAAGCGCGGGAACACGUCGAGAGAGCUAUUGAAAUAAUGGAAAAGCUUCUGCCGUUUGAGCACCUGAUGCUGGCGAGCGCGAAGCGGGUAAAAGCCCUGAUACUAGAGGAGAUUGCGCUUGAUAACGAGCAGGACAAUGCGUCGACGACAAACAAAGAAUUACUUUUGCAAUCCGAGUACCUGCAUCUCUCAGCCCUUCGUCUCGCCCAGACGGCAUUCGGCGAACGAAAUGUACAAACGGCUAAACAUUACGGUAAUUUAGGUCGACUGUAUCAAAGUAUGAGUAGAUUUCAGGAAGCUGAAGAGAUGCAUUUAAAAGCCAUAAGCAUUAAAGAAGAAUUACUGGGCUCGGAUGACUACGAAGUUGGAUUAAGUAUCGGGCACUUGGCUUCACUUUAUAACUUUCACAUGAGUCGCUAUCGUGACGCGGAAAAACUUUACUACCGCAGCAUUGCCAUUAAUCUUAAGUUAUUCGGUAAGAGUUACAGCGGACUUGAAUACGAUUAUCGAGGUUUACUGCACGUAUAUGAAAAACUACAAGAUUACGAUAAACUUUUGGAGUACAGAGACACCCUUAUUUUAUGGCACGAUUUAAGAAAACAGUACAAUCAAUCAGAACAUCCGCCGAUUGACUUGAACGAACGCCCUCAACUUAUUGAACACGUGAUAAAAACAUUUUUUUCGAUGUAAUUUAUCUCACGUAGAUACGAAUCUACUUGUUUCGCGUUAAAAAAAAAAUCAACAUCAUUAUUAAUGAUAAUUAUUUUAUUUUACGGAGAUGUUGAUCCAUAGCUCGGAUCUCGUUUUAUUAAUUAAAAUAAUGUGUAAUUAAAUUUAUAUUGGUCGGAAUUUUUUUGACCUUAGUUUAUAUAGUUAAUAAUGUAAAGACGGAUUUUAUCUUCAGUGAGUCCAUUGUUGCAUAAUUAUAUGAGUAAUUUUCAAAUCACAAAUCACUUUAAGUGAAUAUUUAAAAAAAGAAAAAAAAAAGGCGUAAGCGCGGAUCGUAAAAUCAAUAUGUUUAAUUAGCGAGAAAAAAAUUAAAUGAUAAUGACAUCAGAAAAAAUUUUUUAUACAAUAAAUAUAUACUAGUGAUAUUCCAAAUAUAAAUCAACACAAUUGUUAAUAUAUAAAACAACUAGAUAUACCAAAAUCUGUGUAUCAAUAUUAAAUACUGUUAAAAAAAAAAUUACAUCAAUAUGUACAGAGAUAAUAUUCGUUAAAUAUUAUCAAUAUAUCACGAUAGUUUAUAUAAAAAGACAACUUGACAAAGUACACGAAAUCUUUUAAAUAAAUGUGUUAAUUAUUUGUUUCACACAACAGCUUUAUCACGAGACCACUU
Microplitis mediator is the source of this 2646-nucleotide messenger RNA. RefSeq names its product amyloid protein-binding protein 2 (gene Pat1). The record is from RefSeq and is a predicted model, not a curated record. Bases 231 to 1997 code for a protein of 588 amino acids. Gene Ontology annotation, molecular function: protein binding. Gene Ontology annotation, biological process: intracellular protein transport. The transcript is spliced from 6 exons. Lineage: Eukaryota; Metazoa; Arthropoda; Insecta; Hymenoptera; Braconidae.